AUGAGUUUCGGGGCAAGCUCCUGAAUCAGCGUUGGACUCGAGGCGAGAGGAUCAGCCGCUGCCAGCCCACACAGAGGCUGCAGAGUAGACCAAUCAAAAUGAGUGUAGAGAGUGAUGACACGCGAAGCACACGCACACGCUCCAAGGGAAUCAGAGUUCCCACCAAGCUCGUUGGACAAGAGCUGAGUGUGCUGGGCUGCCCAUUGGUCAGGAAGAGACGUCUGGCGGAUGCUGAGGCAGAGCAGGAGCAGCCAUCUUCUAAAAGGAAGUCCCGCCCUCUAAAGCUGGCCAUGGACGAGGGCUUCAGCGUGGACAGCGAUGGGAGCAGCGAGGAGGAGGUGGAGGGGGAGGCCAAGGAGGAGGAAGAGGAGGACAAGGAGAAGGAAGAGAAGACAGAGGAACAACCACAGGCACAGCAGGAAGAAAAGCCAGAGGAGGAACAGGAGGAAGAGGAGGAAGAGGAGGAGAACGUGACAGAGCAGAAAGAGGAGAGCAUAGAUUCAGAUGAAGAAGAAUGCAUGAUCAUUGAGCCGGGAUCCAGUAAAACAACAUGUAAAGCUGAGGAGGGGGAGUGGCCUCAGAGAGCGGACUACUCCAGCUACCAUCAGAUCCUAGCCAACUCUCUACUAUACCUGGGCAGGGUCCCCGACACCGCAGAGACCACCUCACAGGCGCACGUUACCAUGGAGACAGAGAAGGAUAUCACAGCUGUGGAGCACGCCACUGUGGCAGUGGAACACCCAGUAGAGGAGGAGGAGGAAGAGGAAGAUGAGAUUGAGGAGACUAGGGAGGCUGUGACACAGAGAACCUUUGAGCACCCGUAUUUCACUGGAGACAUUCACCAGCAGCAGGACAAGGCUGAGGAAGACGAGGAGGAGGAAGAGUAUGAAGAGGAGAGGAGAGAAGCAGAGCACCAGCCACAGGAGAUCCUGAAUGAAGAGGAGGAGGAAGAUGACAUUGAGGAGGUGGAUGAGAGAGUGCACCCUGUCGUCCUGCCCACCUCUAACUCCAUUAGCAGCAAUGCAGCUCAGGGACCAGCCACACAGGGGGACAGAACUACAAAGCACUACAUGCCCAAAAGGACCAGCCUCCUAGAAAACUACAACCCCCACAGGACCAGCCCACGGGAGAACUACAACCCCCACAGGACCAGCCUCCUGGAGAACUACAAUCCCCACAGGACCAUCCCACUGGAGAACUACAAUCCCCACAGAGUCAGCCCCUUACAGCACUACAUCUCCCAUAAGGCCUCAGCAGCCUCUAACAUAAUCGAGGUGCGCUCAGAGGAUUCGGGGAAGGACUAUGAAGAUGAAGAUGGUGAUGAGGAGGACGAGGAGGAGGAGGAAGAUGAUAGUUUGUCUCAGAGGUGGACGGAUGAGUCAGAGACGUAUGAUAUGACCCGGGGAAAUCUGGGGCUCCUGGAGCAGGCCAUCGCCCUGAAGGCAGAACAGGUGAAGGGGCCUCGCGACCUCCUCCUCCUCCGUCACCCCGCUGUCACCCCGGAGCUCCACCACCGCUACUUCAAUAUGGACGACCGGCCCAAACACCUGAACACCAUGCGCAACAGCUGCUUCAGCAGCAAAGCUGUCUCUACAGAAGGCAGCAGGCCAGAGAAGAGGGAGAUCAAAUGCCCCACCCCUGGUUGUGACGGGACUGGUCAUGUUACUGGACUCUACCCCCACCACCGCAGCCUGUCUGGUUGUCCACACAAGGACAGGAUCCCUCCUGAGAUCCUGGCCAUGCAUGAGAACGUGCUGAAGUGUCCUACUCCAGGCUGCACUGGACAGGGUCAUGUUAACAGCAACCGUAACACCCACCGCAGUUUGUCAGGAUGCCCCAUCGCAGCCGCAGAGAAGCUGUCCAAGAGCCUCAACCUUGACAAGCAGCAUCUCUCCCAGCCAAUCAGAGAGCACCUCAAAGAAAGUCCCAACAACAAUGACCGAGUCCUGAGGCCCAUGUGUUUUGUGAAGCAACUGGAGGUGCCUCAUUAUAGGCAGUACAGGCCCAACAUGAUACCCGCCACACCUCGUGCCAGCCUGGCCAAGGAGCUGGAGAAGUACUCCAAGGUCUCCUUUGAUUAUGCAAGCUUCGACUGUCAGGUGUUUGGAAAGCGUGUGCUUGCAUCAAAUAUAACGACCAGCGAAGCCUCACCCAAAGCCUUCAAAUCUAAAGUCUCGUCCCCAAAGUCUUCUUCUCCCAGCCUCAGCCUGCAUGGAGGCUAUGGAAAGACAGCCUCCUCUUCUGCCUAUGACUACUCCCAUGAAGCCCAGGCAGCCCACAUGGCCGCUACAGCCAUCCUCAACCUGUCCACGCGCUGCUGGGAGAGGCCUGAGAACCUGAGCCAAGCACCAGGACCUGGCCAGCACCAACAAAAACACUGUAUUGACAUCGGGGUGGAUGAAAAUGGCACUCUGGACCUGAGCAUGAAGAAGCCCGUCAAACGAGAGGGUACCAGCCCUGGGUUGUGCUCCCUGGACCCCUCCUCCUCCUCUUCCUCCCUGCACCACGGAGGCAGCAGUGGCAUGACCUCGCCCCACACAGGCCACGCCUACAAACAGGAACACUGGGAGGAGCCUCUGGACUACACGAAACCCAACCGCCAGCGAGAGGAGGAUGUAGAGGAGCUGGAGCACCACACAGCUCGGUCGUUUGCCUCGUCCGACCCUGAGGACAUGGACCUGAUGCAGGACUACCCCCAGGAGAGGAAGUACCCUGGAGAGGUCACCACCCCAAACUUCAAGGUCCAGUUCCAACAACCCAAGGACUGCAAGAAAGACCUGCUCCUGUGCCCCACUCCUGGCUGUGACGGCAGUGGCCACAUCACUGGAAACUAUGCAUCCCAUCGCAGUCUGUCUGGCUGUCCUCUUGCUGAUAAGAGUCUUCGUUCCCUCAUGGCGGCCCACUCCGCUGAGCUCAAGUGCCCCACUCCAGGAUGUGAUGGUUCAGGACAUAACACUGGAAACUACGCCUCCCACAGAAGUUUGUCUGGGUGCCCCCGUGCCAAGAAAGGUGGAUUAAAAACAUCUCCCACCAAGGACGACAAGGAGGACUCCGAGCUCUUAAAAUGCCCCGUGCCUGGCUGUGACAGCCUGGGUCACAUCAGUGGGAAGUACGCCACCCAUCGCAGUGCCUAUGGGUGCCCGCUGGCUGCCCGCAGGCAGAAGGAGGGGAUGCUCAACGGUAACCCAUUCUCCUGGAAGGCCUUCAAGACGGAGGCCCCCAACUGCCCCACCCCGGGCUGCGAUGGAUCAGGACACGCCAACGGCAGCUUCCUCACACACCGCAGUCUCUCUGGCUGUCCCAGAGCCUCCUUUGCCAGAAAGAAAGCCAAGAUCCCUGGAGAUGAAUACCUGAGCACCAAGUUCAGGGCCAGUGAUGUUCUGAACAAUGACGAGGACAUCAAGCAUCUCAACAAGGAGAUCAAUGAGCUCAACGAGACCAACAACGAGAUGGAGACAGACAUGGUGAACCUGCAAACACAGAUCUCAUCCAUGGAGAAGAACCUGAAGAACAUUGAGGUGGAGAACAAGCUGAUUGAGGAGCAGAACGAGACGCUCUUCAUGGAGCUAUCUGGCCUCAGCCACGCCCUGAUCCGCAGCCUGGCCAACAUCCGCAUCCCACACAUGCAGGAGCCAAUCACUGAGCAGAAUUUCGACAGAUACGUGAGUACCCUGACUGACAUGUACACCAACAAGGAGUGCUUCCAGAACCCGGAGAACAAGGCUCUGCUGGAGAGCAUCAACAAGGCUGUGAAGAGCAUCAAGGUGUGAAAACUUCCAACGAGGAAGAAGAGUGAAAACACCUAAAAGGAGGGAGGUAGCGUCAAGAGACUAGAGUAUAUUUAAAGAGAAUACGAAUACAAAAAGGGCAUUCAGGUUUUAUAAAUGGCAACUUAAAUUAAACCCAGGGAGCAUUCUGUAAAGAAGAAAACGUAACUAGGACCAAAAUCCAAACAUGCUGCUGCUGGGAUCGGAAGGAGGAAGUGGAAUGGAACCAAAUCCUUCGGUUUGAAUUGAUGAACAAAAUAUAUAUCUGGAGUUUUGUUUCUUUGUUUUAUGUUACCUUCAUCGUUUUCAUGUAUGUUCUGUUUUGGAGGCAUCUCUGUUUUGGAGGCAUCUCUGUUUUGGAGGCAUCUCUGUUUUGGAGGCAUCUCUGUUUUGGAGGCAUCUCUGUUUUGGAGGCAUCUCUGUUUUGGAGGCAUCUCUGUUUUGGAGGCAUCUCUGUUUUGGAGGCAUCUCUGUUUUGGAGGCAUCUCUGUUUCGGAGGCAUCUCUGUUUCGGAGGUAUCUCUGUUUCGGAGGUAUCUCUGUUUUGGAGGUAUUUCUGUUUUGGAGGUAUUUCUGUUUUGGAGGUAUCUGUGUUUUGGAGGUAUCUGUGUUUUGGAGUUUUUGACUGUCCCAAUUCAUACUGUAAUUCAAGGUUUAGUUCAGCAACAAUUUGGAGAAGAAAGAAAGAAAGAAUGGAGGAUAGAAGUAGUGGUAUGAUGCCAGAUAAGACAGAGGGUAUGACCUGCCAACAUGAGGUGAAGAAAACACACUGGAAAACUGUCCACAUUGUGUCCCAGAGAAGACACGAAGGCUUCAGAAAUGUUGUUCUGGGGCAGGAUAAGGUGAGAGUGCUUGUGUAUGAGUGGGUAGUGUGUGAUACUGAGCACUACAGCACUCCUAUUGUGUAGAAGUGAAUGGAGAAUCCCUGAACUCUGGGGUCUUCUUGAGCAAUGGUUCAUGUGCUUAGUGUUGUUACUGCAGCAAGAUGUCAACAUGACUCCAUGUCUUGUCUCAAUUCAGAGGAAAACAGCUCUUCAAGCGAAGAUUAAGUUACAAAUCACUGGUUUCUUUUUCCUCUUCUGAAAAGCAACAACCUUCUCUAUAUAUCUGAUGGAAGAUCUGAGAGCGACAGAUGCAGACUUCUUUCUUUGAACUGAACAGUGAUGGUAAUGGAGUGCACACUUGUCUAUUCCUGUUAGUUUGUGGUACAAUAUUUAUUGUCAUAGAAAUUAUUUACAUUUGUGAAUACGCAAAUUGUAAUGUAUUGUCAUUUUAUGUGUAUUUAUUUGAUUUGGUCUAUUUAUUAAAAAUAAAAAAAAUGUAUAUUUAGUAAAUCAAAAAAUGCAACCCUGCUGGUCGAUCAUGGCCAUAAAGAUUUAAAAUAGGGAGUCUUCUACAUCAAUAUUUAAAAAGCUAUUUAGACAACUGUCCACACUUGAUUAUUUUAUAUAUCUUAUUUUAUUUUAAAUAAUUUGUAAACAUUUUUAAUUGCAAAUAUUUUAUAAAUGACAAUGUUUUGAUAAUUUUAUAAAGGUUUUCUCCUUCAUUUCUGUUAUUUCUUUUAUCUGUAUCUUCAGAUACCCACAGCUUAAAAAGAAAGUAUGUAUUUAUUAUUUAUUUAAUAUUAAAUAUUGAUAUGAUUGUAUAUUUAUUUUGUUAUUUAUGUGUAUGUUGUGAUGGCUGAGUAUCAGUAGUCUUAAAAUCCAUUUCUAAUAUUUAAAUAAAAAUGUAAAAACCAUGCUCAGAAAGAAUAAAUAGAAUAUUGUUUGAUUACUUAGGCUUUCCUAAAUAUAUCAGCAGUUGUAAAAGCAAAAUAACCAACGAAAGCAAUCACUGUUCUAGUGGUGUCAGAGUGGCUUUGUGUCAUCGAUGAUUUAUUUGCUUUUUGUCAGGAAAAAUAUGACUAAGAAGAUAGACAGAUAUAAGGAUCAAAUGUUACCUCUCCAAGCGCUUUGUAGCGGCCAACACUGGCUUACCCAAAACAUCCUUAAUGUACUAUAGAUGUUUUAAUGCCUUUUGAUAAAUUAUUUUUCUCUUUUCAUUAUUUUCUCUCAAUGUGUUGACCAGAUGCUCCAAAGAGCUCUGUUCCGGAAUGUUCCGUCUAGACUGGAUGUCUGGGUCUAAGACAUUUAAAGGACAUCUUCAAGGAAAAACUAAACCAUCAAGGAGAAUGACCUCUUUGACAAUUUAUAUCACAUCCACUUCUACGCCCUUGUAGCCUUAUUCUAGAUGACAUUUGUUGAUGCACAAAGUGCCACUACCACUCAGUUUAUUUCCUGAUUCUUUGCAUUCUGCAAUGUACGAUGUCUGGUCACAUGACAUGACCAGGGCGUCACAUGACAUGACCAGGGCGUCACAUGACAUGACCGAGAGUUGGGAUUGUUUCAGAUGCCUUUAUUUCUUUGCCAAGAUGGCCAUAAGUACACAAUAUAUACAUUCUGUAUAAAUAGAAUUUAAAAUGCUAUAUAUAUAUAUAUAUAUAUACAUAUAUAUAUAUGAAUAGAAACAUACAUAUAUUUUUCCAGUGUAAUUGUUGACUAUUUUUCUCUUGUAUUAGCGUAUCAAAGGAACAGUAGUUGUUUGAGAGUUGUGACGACUAGAGGUGGUUAUGACUGUGGUUUUAAAGAUACUCAACAAAACUGUCAUUGUUUUUUAGGUUUCCUUCUCUUCUCUAUCCUUGAUCCAAACAUGAUGAUGAUAAUAAUAACAACAAUACAUGGGACUUAUAUAAUGCUUUUUCAAGGACCCAAAGUCGACAUGUUGUAAAUGCUAAUGUCUGUUGUAAUGAAUCUGAAAUGACUGUCGUUUUAACUAAAUGGUUGGCUCUUUGUUCAA
Messenger RNA from Oncorhynchus masou masou (cherry salmon), 6601 nucleotides. Its product is annotated as myelin transcription factor 1-like. The record is from RefSeq and is a predicted model, not a curated record. Gene Ontology annotation, molecular function: DNA-binding transcription factor activity, RNA polymerase II-specific; zinc ion binding; RNA polymerase II cis-regulatory region sequence-specific DNA binding. Lineage: Eukaryota; Metazoa; Chordata; Actinopteri; Salmoniformes; Salmonidae. Gene Ontology annotation, cellular component: nucleus. Gene Ontology annotation, biological process: regulation of transcription by RNA polymerase II. Bases 99 to 3770 code for a protein of 1223 amino acids. The transcript is spliced from 21 exons.